CAUCUGACAACCCUGCCCGAUUUUGACAGUCGCACCCUUCAUCCGAGCACGAAAGCUCGCUUCGUUCACAUUUAUGAUGGCAUUCGUCCGUUCUAAUCUUUUGGUCAGAUAUCAAAAUUCCGUGCUAGCGCAAAGGUUAUUUUCUUCAAUGUCCGACAAACGAGGACUGGUGCUCGGCGUUUACUCUUCCGACGAUCAGGAUGUAAAGUUUACAAAGUUUGCUUCAAAGUACAACGAGUCAACAGCUGGGAAGCUGCUAGAGCAGAUUAAAAUCUCCACUGUUAUGUUGUAAGAGCAAAAGCAAAGAAAAGCAAGAAACAAAUAUCAAACUAACAGUAAGAAACGCCCGAUUAAAGAAGCGACAAGGCGAGAAGACAGAUACAGAUUGAGAGUGAGCUCAGGACUCAUCAUCUGUACAGAAGAAUAAGAAAAAAAAAACAAUUCCAAAGAAGAAGAAGAAGAAGAAAUAAGUGAGGAAGCGCAAAAGUGCAACCGAAGCGAAAAUUGGCAUCGAAAUGACAACCCGCAGGCAGCUGUCGGAUGUGCAGUCCUCGUCGUCCAGUGGCGGUGGCGUCGGAGGCGGCGGUGGAGGUGGUGGCUGUCUAAGUGACUCGCUAAUGUCUUCCUCGGGUAAGAAACGCAUUACGGCCCUGAAUGGCAUUCCCACCAGCAUCGACGACAAGAGCAACGACUUUUUGUGUCCGAUUUGCUUCGACGUCAUCACCGAGGCACACAUAACCAAGUGCGGCCACACGUUCUGCCAUCACUGCAUCAUCAAGUCGAUAGAGGUCACGAAAAAGUGUCCCAAGUGCAACUACACGCUAACCUCGCACGAUUCCAUUGUGCCGAACUAUUUGCUCAACGACCUCAUCACCAAGUUCAAACUGAAGAAAAAAGGAACCGACUCGAGCAACACCGCGUCCGGGGAUUCGGCGGACACGCUGAAGCACUUUCUAGCAUCCGAAUCGAAGAAACUGUCGCUGUCGGACGUGAACGUGAUGCUCGAGAUACUGAACCAGCGGAAGUUGCUGCUGGAGGCGGAGUCUUGUGCUGCUCAAAACCGGUUAUUGCACGAGUUUCUCAAACAUCUGCUGCAGCAAAAGGAGCAACAGCAGCUGCAGGUCGCCAAUGAAAUCGCGUUGAUCAAGAACGACAUCACGGACGUGGAGAAGAUCCUGAAGGAAGUCCAGAGCAGCUGUCCCACGGUGGAAGAGGUGGAAAACAGCGUCAAAGACGAAAAGGACGAGCACGUUGUCGCGAUCAAGAAGGAGAUUAUACAAAUUAUCGACAAGAUCGACACCAUAACCGUCCCAUCGAAUCGCAGCGAAUCUUCCAACGAGGGUUUCAACCUGUACAAAAACGACCCCAGCUCGUCGUCCUUUAUGGCGCGGAAGCAGCGAAUGUACCAGCACUUUGAUGACUUUGUCCAGUGCUACUUUGCGGCCAGAAGUGAAGAGCUUUACUUUGGCAAGGAUCGAUCGCUCAGUUCCGGUUCGCUGGGCACCUCAACGCCGACACGUUCCAUCGAUACCACACGAUCAACGAAAUCGCUCGACACGUUUCGGGAAAAUCUCAUCAAAUUUUCCAAGUACAGCGCGUUGAGACCGUUGGCCACGCUGAACUACUCGUGCGAAUCAAACUACGUCUCGACGAUCGUGUCCAGUAUUGAGUUCGACAAGGACAGCGAAUAUUUCGCCAUCGCCGGCGUCACGAAACGGAUCAAGAUCUUCGACUAUUACAGCGCCAUCCGGGACGCUUCGGUCGACAUCAACUACCCUAUCAACGAAAUGGUUUGCAAUAGCAAAAUUUCGUGCGUGAUAUGGAACAACUAUUUCAAGGAGAUUCUCGCGUCCAGCGACUACGAGGGCAUCGUGUCCGUUUGGGACGUCAGCACCAAAACUCGAACGAAGGCCUUCGAAGAGCACGACAAGCGAUGCUGGUGCGUUGAUUUCAACGAAGUGGACACGCGACUGCUGGCGUCCGGUUCGGAUGACGCACGCGUAAAGCUGUGGUCACUCAACGUGGACCAUUCGGUCGCGACCAUCGAGGCCCGGGCGAACGUUUGCUGUGUCAAGUUUAACCCGAAGAGUUCGUGCCACCUGGCGUUCGGUUCGGCCGACCAUUGCGUCCACUACUACGACCUGCGUAACAUCAAAGAACCUCUGUGCGUCUUCCGUGGCCACAAGAAGGCCGUUUCGUACGUUAAAUUUCUCAACACCACGGAAAUUGUCUCCGCCGGAACGGACGGCCAGCUCAAGCUGUGGAACAUAAACUCACCGCCGUACUGUCUGCGCUCGUUCACCGGCCACAUAAACGAGAAAAACUUUGCCGGACUUGCGACCAACAACGAUUACCUUGCGUGCGGCAGCGAGGACAACUCGCUUUGCGUGUACUACAAGGGACUGUCGAAGCAGUUGUUCAACCUUAAGUUCUCCAACAAUUCCACCCGCUCCAUCUCGGACACCGAGCGAAGCUCCGAGGGAAACGACUUCGUGUCGGCAGUGUGUUGGCGGAAACAAAGCAAUAUUAUAAUUGCGGGAAAUAGUGAGGGUAUUAUAAAGAUCCUGGAAAUUGUGUAAUAAAACAUUUUUCGUUUAAAAUAAUUAAAAGAAACGGCCCCGUUGUUCAAGUUUAACAUGCGUUAAUUUGUUGUUUCUUCCUUUCACACAAACACAAGUGUAAGCCCCGGAAUGCGGUCACUUGUACAACACAAUUGAACAAACAAACAAACAAAAACACAAGUGAAGCCCCAAACGUUUAAAACGAUGUUAAUAAAGUGAUAGACUUACGAUAGAAAUGAGGCGCUUUAUUUUGUUAUACAUUUUUCGAAGACAUAAGAACAUUGAUAAUAGAAUUACGUUCUAGUGAGCUAAGUGUGUCCCCGAUUCCCUCAUUUGAACGAGGUUGAACUGAAAACUAAGUAAUAGUAAAAACAAUAGUUACAAAACAAACAUGGAUGUUGUCUUCAAAAGAAACGUAGCAGUGGAACUUAUCGUGCUAGCCAGAGUAGAUUGAUUGUCUAAAGUCGAAAUAAAAAAAAAUAUGGUGUCAAUGGAGUCAAUUAAAAACUGAAAGCCAACAGAGUUGAUAAUACUUGUAGCGUGUAACAACGGAAUAAAUAGAGACAACAAAUAGUUAACAAUGUAACGUGGAGUGAGUAGAGUUGAGAUAAGGCAAGGUGUGAACUUAUUUACAAUCUACGCGCGAGUCGUCUACACAGUCGGCCAACACAAAACAGAGAUAGAGCGGCAAACCGAGCUGAGCUGAAAAUAUUCGAAUCUACUACAUAUAUUUCCUAUUUUUCUAACAGACAGCAAAACAUAAAGAGUAAUACUUCAAUGUCGAUACCAUGAAUAAAAACCGUAAACCGACUGCACUGAACUAUUAAUAUUAACAAGAAGAAGA
This is a messenger RNA of Culex pipiens pallens (northern house mosquito), 3405 nucleotides long. Its product is annotated as E3 ubiquitin-protein ligase COP1-like. Lineage: Eukaryota; Metazoa; Arthropoda; Insecta; Diptera; Culicidae. The record is from RefSeq and is a predicted model, not a curated record. Gene Ontology annotation, molecular function: protein binding; ubiquitin protein ligase activity. The transcript has 3 exons. The coding region runs from base 516 to 2579 and encodes 687 amino acids. Gene Ontology annotation, biological process: proteasome-mediated ubiquitin-dependent protein catabolic process; protein ubiquitination.